AUGGCGGUAGUGAAUAUCUCAUCGGCCGGCCAGUUCAACUCCCUUCUGAGCUCAUCUCGCUUUGUGGUCGCAGACUUCUACGCCGACUGGUGUGGACCUUGCAAGGCUAUCGCCCCUGUCUACGAGAAGCUGGCCUCGCAGCUGUCCCGCCCGAACCAUAUCACAUUCACCAAGAUCAACGGUGACCAGCAGAUGGAAAUUGCCCAGGCAUACAGUGUCGUAGCGUACCCAACUUUCAUCGUUUUCGAGAAUGGCCGCAGCAUCAAGACGGUCACCGGCCCCGACCCCCAGAAACUGACCGAGGUCGUCCGGAAGCUUGCGACAGAAGCAAGCAAGUCCGAUGGUGAUGCUGGCGAGAGCAGCGGCGCUAUCUGGCUGGGCGCCGAGGUGGCAUCGCGGUACGCGGACGUGACGGAUCAAGUUGAGGUGAAGGGACUGGACCUCCUCAAUCGCGACACACAGCUCGGCGGACCACGAGCCCUCUUUGAAACCUUCAAACCCUCUGCUCUUACUGGAAAGGGAAAGAGCAAGUCCGAAGCUGGCAGCAGCAGCAGCAGUGGUGCCGACUGGAUCGAAAGCGACACAGAUGAGCAGCUCAUGCUCUACAUUCCAUUCCAGUCAAAGCUAAAGAUCCAUUCGCUCCACAUCACGUCCCUCCCUCCCACGGGCGAGGCUGACGAGGACGAGGACGAGGAUGAGCGACCCAUGCGACCACGCACCCUGAAACUCUACACCAACACAUCGCACAUCCUCGGAUUCGAGCAGGCGGAGGACACGACCCCCGAACAGACGAUCGAGAUCCAGCCGGAACAGUGGGACUCCAAGACAGGGACUGCGACGGUUGAUCUACGCUUCGUCAAGUUCCAGAAUGUCACCUCUCUGGUCAUCUUCUUCGUCGACGGCGAUGGCGAAAGCGAGAAACUUCGUGUCGAUCGCGUUCGCAUCAUUGGCGAGGCCAGGGAGAAAACAUCCCUGGGUAAGCUGGAGAAGAUUGGUGAUGAGCCUGGCGAGUAG
Molecule: messenger RNA, 1014 nt
Organism: Penicillium diatomitis
Lineage: Eukaryota; Fungi; Ascomycota; Eurotiomycetes; Eurotiales; Aspergillaceae
Product: thioredoxin-like protein 1
Exons: 3
Coding region: 1-1014 (337 amino acids)
Source: RefSeq, a predicted model, not a curated record